GUAAACUGUACUAAACCAGGUCACUGUUGUUGAUAAUGCUGCUUGGAACUUGAGAUGUCAGCUCACAUUCAGAUAUUACAAGUGGAUAAGAAAAGAUGUACAGCACAUUCAGUUCUAAGGAGCCUGGGCCAAGCCUGUCCGAUGUGCACCAAUACAGUCAGUGGUUGGCAAGCAGGCAUGAAGCUAGUUUAUUACCAAUGAAAGAAGACUUGGCUCUAUGGUUGACAAAUUUACUAGGGAAGGAGAUCACUGCGGAAAGCUUUAUGGAAAAGCUGGAUAAUGGAGCACUUCUCUGUCAGCUGGCACAAACAUUACAAGAAAAGUUCAAAGAAAACAAUAGUGAAAACAAAGCUUCCAAGCAUCUACUUGUAAAGAAGAUUCCUUGCAAAGCCAAUGCCCCUUCGGGUUCUUUCUUUGCCCGUGAUAAUACUGCCAACUUUCUAGCCUGGUGCAGAGAAGUCGGGGUGGAUGAUACUUGCCUUUUUGAGUCUGAAGGUUUGGUCCUUCAUAAACAGCCUAGAGAAGUAUGCCUUUGUUUGCUGGAACUGGGAAGAAUAGCUUCCAGGUUUGGAGUAGAACCAUCAGGAUUGGUCAAAUUAGAAAAAGAAAUAGAACAGGAAGAGUCCCAUUCAGCACCUGCUACAUCUCCAUCUCCAUCUCCAACUAAAUCUCCUGGAAAGAAGAGUGCAGGAAAGUUGCUGGAUGAUGCAGUGAAACAAAUUUCAGAAGACCCUCCCUGCAAAUGUCCAAAUAAGUUUUCUGUGGAACGCCUCUCCCAAGGACGAUAUCGUGUUGGAGAAAAGAUCCUAUUCAUUCGGAUGCUGCACAACAAACAUGUGAUGGUGCGUGUAGGAGGGGGAUGGGAGACAUUUGAAGGCUACCUGCUGAAGCAUGACCCCUGCCGGAUGCUGCAGAUUUCCAGAGUGGAUGGCAAGACUUCACCAGUCCCUAGCAAGUCCAGGACUAUCAAAGACCUGAGCCCUGAUAGUUACCUUGUGGUAGCUGCCCAUUACAGAAGUAGACGAGAAAGUGCAAGUAAUAAUGGUGGUAACUGGGGAACAAAGUGAUUGCACAGUAUUUACUAUGUAACUGUGCUCACUCUAUUAUUUUGAGUAGCGAUCCAAUAUACCAAAAAGUAACUACUUCAACCUUUUCAAACGAAGCUGGCCAAUCAUAACCUAAUUCAAUCACACUAGGAUCUUUGGGAUUUUUGUGCAAGUCUUAGUGAAUCCAAAAAGGGGCCAGAAAAAAACUGUAGGCUAUUACCAGACUGAGGAAAGAGGUAAUGGCAGUGCCGUAAGUAGACUUUAAAGAAAGUGAUUGGGAUAGUAAUGCUCACAAAUUAGCAUAUAGCUUCACCUAUUUAAGUCUCACUUUAGGAAAAUUCCUUGAUUGGAAGCUGGUAACAUUGUAGCAGUGCCUAUUUUGGUUACAGAUGUGCUCCAUGUUCUCCACAUUGCUUGGCUCUCCCACAUUCUGCUUCUCUUGUAUUCUUGCUGUUCAGUGGCCGAGUGUUAAAAAUAAUAUUGUUGGUGCAACAGUGACAAUAUACCAAACAGGAAGGACUAAAUACAGUGCAAAUUGUUGACGUAUAGUGGUAUGAAUAUUUACAAAGUACCAAGGAGACUGAACUACACUAUGUUCUGUCAUCCAUAUGAUUAUACCAUUUGAGUUUGGACUGCCUCCCAAUUUUGAGCAUUCUAAACUCAGUUGACUGACCUUUUCCGCCAAGUAGCUGAACUUGAUGCUUGGCACAAUUUGAUUAUAUCAGGCUGUCUGGUGGUUUUAACAUUACCAUAACACCUAGAUCAGGUUUCCUCUCCUUCCCAUCAAUUCAAUAGUGAAAUCAUAAAAUUCUGUGCACUACAGAAUCAUUCCUAUUUCUCCUAACAUCAUGCUGCUUUGCAAACAACAGCAAUGCAGAAGGAACCAUUUGUAACCAAUUAGAACAAUUAACAGUUGGCUCUAAGUGUUUUUUGGUAGCUCAUAUUUUUACCAGAAUUUACUUGAACAAACAUUCUCAAAUCAAUGCCACAAUUGUUGCAUAGCUGUCAAUCUAAAUAAUUAUUUCUACA
Carcharodon carcharias (great white shark) is the source of this 2075-nucleotide messenger RNA. It is a transcript of the gene gas2a, whose product is annotated as growth arrest-specific protein 2. NCBI's taxonomy places the organism in Eukaryota, Metazoa, Chordata, Chondrichthyes, Lamniformes, Lamnidae. The transcript has 8 exons. Gene Ontology annotation, molecular function: microtubule binding; actin filament binding; cytoskeletal adaptor activity. Gene Ontology annotation, biological process: actin crosslink formation. The coding region runs from base 96 to 1067 and encodes 323 amino acids. Gene Ontology annotation, cellular component: actin filament. The record is from RefSeq and is a predicted model, not a curated record.